AUGAGCGAGAGGGAAAAACGGUUGGCGGGUCGCGUCGCGUGGCCGAGGGCGAACGGGACGCGCGCGAAGGCGAAGGCGAGGACGCGCGCGAGCGCGACGAAGGGCGAGGGUUCGAGCGGCGCGGCGCGAGCGAACGGCGAACGCGCGGCGAAGACGGACGCGGUGAAGGAUGCGGAGGAAGACGUUUCGAAUAAUCGACCCGGUGAACGCGGGUUUACGGAUGAAGAGAUCGCCGCGUCGCGCGCGGCGCUCGAGGAGGAAUUGCGGCGCGGCGGCGCGGACGAAGACUCGUUGUUGGGGUUGCGCACCAUCGGCGCCGCGGGGGCGCGCGAGGGGUGGGACGACGAGGAGGUGGCCGCGUUCGCGGAGCACGCGACGCGAUACGGCGACGAUCUCUUUCGCUUGCGCGCCAAGCUGCCGAAGAAAUCGAUGCGCGACGUCGUGAACUAUUACUACAACGUGUGGCAGGUCGGGUUCGCGAAUUACGGUCGCGUCGACGUCGAGGGCGCGGAGGAACCGGCGCCGCGCGAGCGAGCGCGACGCGGACCGGCGCCCAAGUACACCGUCGAACAGGUGCGACGGGAGAAGGAUGAAAAGUCGCUGCGCGGAUUCGUGGAUUGGAUUCGAGGCGUCGCGAUCAACACCAAGCGCGCGAUGCUAAACGUUCACCGAGCGCCGACGACGGCGCGCGUAAAGGGCCACAUGAUGACGCGCUGGCGCACCGUGACGCGGAGCGAGGACGCGGACGACGGCGUCGCGAGAGAGGCGUACUUGAAGGAUUUGAAGCGACGCAUGACGGCGGCGAGGUUCACGAAGGAGGAACAAGAGGCGGCGGCGAGAAUGAAGACGAAAGCGAAAUCGUCCAAAGCGUCGUCCGCAAAGGUGACGAAGACCGCGUCGAGUGGUGACGCGGCGACGAAGACGAAGAAGACGGCGUCCGCGCCCGCGGACGGCGCGCCGACGCCGAAGAAACGAAAACGCCGAAUCGACGAUGGUCAGCCGAAGAUUUGUCGAAAUUGCCGAGCGAUGGAAACGAAACAGUGGCGCUUACCCGUCGAGGGCGCGGGCGUGCUUUGCAACGCGUGCGGGUUACGCGAUAGAAAACAAGCGAAGAAGAACGAAGCCAGCGCCGCGGGCGAGACGGAGCCUACGCCAAAGGAAAAUAAGACGCCCGAUCGGGGGAAGGAUGGUUUGAAGAAGAAACGCUCUCCGGGAUUGAAACCGACGCCCGACCGCAACUUUCAGCUUUAG
Messenger RNA from Ostreococcus lucimarinus CCE9901, 1251 nucleotides. RefSeq lists its product with no specific name. Bases 1 to 1251 code for a protein of 416 amino acids. The transcript has a single exon. The record is from RefSeq and is a predicted model, not a curated record. Gene Ontology annotation, molecular function: sequence-specific DNA binding; zinc ion binding. Gene Ontology annotation, biological process: regulation of DNA-templated transcription. NCBI's taxonomy places the organism in Eukaryota, Viridiplantae, Chlorophyta, Mamiellophyceae, Mamiellales, Bathycoccaceae.